Molecule: messenger RNA, 1275 nt
Organism: Humulus lupulus (European hop)
Lineage: Eukaryota; Viridiplantae; Streptophyta; Magnoliopsida; Rosales; Cannabaceae
Product: protein XAP5 CIRCADIAN TIMEKEEPER
Exons: 12
Coding region: 55-1062 (335 amino acids)
Biological process (GO): chromatin organization
Cellular component (GO): nucleus
Source: RefSeq, a predicted model, not a curated record
UUCUGAGUCGAAUUUUCAAUCGCGAGGGAGAAAAGAAAGAAAAAGGGAGUAAAGAUGUCGGGCAUGGGAGACGGGUACGUGGGCACGGCCCAAGACUCCGUCAGGAUCCGAAGGCUCGAGAAGCAGAGAGAAGCGGAGCGCCAGAAAAUCCAAGAGCUCAAGUCCAAGUCUGCAUCAGAACAGGGCCAACCUGGUCUCCUCCAAUUCGGCUCCAGUACCUCCGAGAUUCUUGAGACCGCGUUUAAGAAGGAAACUGUUGGUUUGGUUACGAGGGAGCAAUACGUUGAGAAGAGAGUUAACAUUCGGAACAAAAUCGAGGAGGAAGAGAAGGAGAAACUUCAGAAACUACAACAGGAGGAGGAGGAGCUCCAAUUACAAAAGCGUAAAAAAAGAAAGAUAAAAGGGACUUCUCGUUUGUCAUUUGCAGAUGACUUUGAGAAUGGAAGUGAAGACGAAGAUGGGGAAAACAAAAGUUCCGACCCAGCGAAAUUUCGAGCUAAAUUGGGAAAAGAUCCCACUGUGGAAACUAGCUUUCUACCAGACAGUGAGCGUGAGGCUGAGGAGCAAGCUGAGCGUGAAAGGUUGCGGAAACAGUGGCAACUUGAGCAAGAGCAAAUACGAAAUGAGCCACUUGAAAUCACUUAUAGUUAUUGGGAUGGAGCAGGCCAUAGGCGAACAAUCCAGGUACGCAAGGGGGACACUAUAGGAGAAUUCCUUCGGGGUGUUCAGCAACAACUUGCACCAGAAUUUCGAGAAAUUCGGACUACCUCUGUGGAAAACUUGCUUUAUGUGAAAGAAGAUCUUAUUAUUCCACAUCAGCACAGUUUCUACGAGCUAAUUGUUAACAAGGCUAGGGGAAAAAGUGGUCCGCUGUUUCACUUUGAUGUGCAUGAGGAUGUGCGAACAAUUGCUGAUGCAACAAUAGAGAAAGAUGAGUCUCAUGCUGGGAAGGUGGUUGAAAGGCACUGGUAUGAGAAGAACAAGCAUAUUUUCCCCGCGUCAAGAUGGGAGAUAUAUGAUCCAACAAGGAAAUGGGAGAGGUAUACUAUCCACGGCGACUGAUUGAUUAAUAUUAAGGACUUGGUUUUGCUUAGAUUUUUUUUUUUAUAUAAUUCUUUAGCUGAGUGUCAUGUGAUGCAGUUUUCAGUAGUAGUUCAACUGCACUUUAAAGAAAAUGUAUUUUAAGAGAUUUUUGGACCAAGUUGCUAAGCUAUACCGAUACAGCGAUACUGUCAACGUUAUUUAUUUGCAUCUUAAUCUUUUUUUACAGUCCAA